This is a messenger RNA of Penicillium hordei, 645 nucleotides long. RefSeq lists its product as uncharacterized. Lineage: Eukaryota; Fungi; Ascomycota; Eurotiomycetes; Eurotiales; Aspergillaceae. The coding region runs from base 1 to 645 and encodes 214 amino acids. The record is from RefSeq and is a predicted model, not a curated record. The transcript has a single exon.
AUGGGAUCCUCGUAUUCCACAUCUGAGGAUGUCGACUCUAUUCGAAAUGAACCUUCAGCCUCCCAUGAAGAAAAUCAAAUGUACUAUCCAAGAAACUCAGCAGAUGCCGUUGAGAGCUUCAACAUUCUCCGACAAAAGCUGCCAUCUGAACUCGUCCUGGAGAUUCUAGAAUUCGCAGAGCAUUGGGUGUUAUCUGCUGUCUACAGAGAAGACAGCCUGGAUUAUAAUGAAAAUGACUGUCGUGAUCGAAUCCCAUAUUUGACAUCUGAGCCCAUCCAAGGGGAACGAUUUCCCGUUCAAGAGAUCAAAAUCAACAUCUGGAGCCAUGAUCAAGGAUGGAGCAGUUAUCGCGAGGAUCAUGGCACAUUCAGAAACUCUUGGACGUGGUUCGAUCUCGGUAUCGAAAGACCACCAGGACGAGAUGAUAUUUCCAAAGAUGAAGAUCUACGUUUGGCGACCAAUGUCCACGCGGGACGCGAAGCCAUGAACCACCAGAUUACGUAUCGGAGGGAUCAUAAACACUGCUGGAUGGAAAGUCUUCAAGCGGGUGAUCGGAUUUCGAUUGUGCCUCGGGCGCGCUUUCCUGGCUGGCGCAAUACCGUGGAAAAAGCUUCUAUUGAGGUUUACACCAGCCCUGUUUUGUGA